AUGGAAGAAGUGAAACUGCAUAGUUUCUGGCCUAGCCCAUACUGUUACAGAGUGAUAUGGGCACUGAAACUAAAGGGUAUCAGAUAUGAGUACAUAGAAGAAGACCUUUCCAACAAAAGUCGAGCGCUAUUACAGUGCAACCCGAUUCAUAAGAAGGUUCCAGUGCUUGUUCAUGGAGGCAAACCAAUUGUGGAAUCCAUGGUUAUUCUAGAAUACAUUGAAGAAACAUGGCCCGAUCAUCCUUUGCUACCAAAAGAUGCUUAUGAGAGAGCCAUAGCUCGAUUCUGGAUUCAAUUUGGAAUAGAUAAGAGAGACUCUAUCCUUAAUUAUCCAGGGCAUGACAUUUUUGCAUUUUUUCGAGCAACUGGAGAAGAGCAAGAGAAGGCAGCAAGAGAAGUAUUAGAAGUGCUAACAAUCUUGGAAGAGCAGUGCCUGGGAGACAAGAAGUUUUUCGGAGGGGAAAACGUUGGAUUUGUAGACAUAGCAUAUGGGUGGUUGGCUCACUGGUUUGAAGGCAUGGAAGAAGUGGUUGGCGUAAAAUUGGUGGAACCAAGUACUUUGCCUCGCUUACAUGCCUGGAUUCAGAAUUUUAAAGAAAUUCCGGUGAUCACAGAGAACCUUCCUGAUCGUGAGAAAUUGCUAAAACAUUUUAAACGCUUAAGGCAGAUGUUUGUUUCAGACUCUUCCAUAUAG
Messenger RNA from Dovyalis caffra, 693 nucleotides. NCBI's taxonomy places the organism in Eukaryota, Viridiplantae, Streptophyta, Magnoliopsida, Malpighiales, Salicaceae. The record is from the annotation of a GenBank genome assembly.